Messenger RNA from Kwoniella botswanensis, 924 nucleotides. RefSeq lists its product as uncharacterized. Gene Ontology annotation, biological process: translation; ribosomal large subunit assembly. The coding region runs from base 1 to 924 and encodes 307 amino acids. Gene Ontology annotation, molecular function: structural constituent of ribosome; 5S rRNA binding. The transcript has 4 exons. The record is from RefSeq and is a predicted model, not a curated record. Gene Ontology annotation, cellular component: ribosome; cytosolic large ribosomal subunit. Lineage: Eukaryota; Fungi; Basidiomycota; Tremellomycetes; Tremellales; Cryptococcaceae.
AUGCCUUUCGUCAAGACCCAAAAGAACGACGCCUACUUCUCCAGGUACCAAGUCAAGCCCCGACGAAGAAGAGAGGGUAAGACCGACUACCAAGCUAGAAGAGCGCUCGUCUCUCAGGCUAAGAACAAGUACGCUUCCCCCAAGUACCGACUCGUUGUCAGAAUCACCAACAAGCAAGUGAUCUGCCAAAUCGUCUACGCCAAGAUCCAAGGUGAUGCCGUUCUCGUUCACGCUUCCUCCAAGGAACUCCCCAAAUACGGUAUUGAGCACGGUCUCACCAACUGGACCGCCUGUUACGCUACCGGUCUCUUGGUCGCUCGACGAGCUUUGACCAAGUUAGGUUUGGCCGACAAAUACGAAGGUGUUGAGGAACCCACUGGUGAACUCGAAUUGACCGAAGCUUUAGGUGAUGAUGAGCCAAGACCUUUCAAGGCUUACCUCGAUGUUGGUCUUAGAAGAACCUCAACCGGUGCUAGAGUUUUCGGUGCCAUGAAAGGUGCUUCAGAUGGUGGUAUCUUCAUCCCCCACAACGAGAAGAGAUUCCCAGGUUACGAUCCCGAAACUAAAGCCAUCGACGCUGAAGUCCUCCAAAACUAUAUUCACGGUGGUCACGUUGCUGAGUACAUGGAAUCCCUCGAAGAGGAAGAUGAUGAACGAUUCAAGAAACAAUUCGCUUCAUACCUCGCCGCUGACGUCUCUUCCGCCGAUAUCGAGGAAAUCUACACCGAGGCCUACGCCAAGAUCAGGGAAGACCCAUCAUUCACCCCUACCGAGAAGGAUGUUGCCAAGUGGAAGGCCGAGUCUAAGAAACACAAGACUCCUAAAUCCACCAAGGAAGAGAAACAAGCUAGAAUCCAAGAGAAGAUCGAAGCUUACAAGGCUGGUAAGAUCGCCGUUGAUGAGGAUGAGGAAGAUGACGAGUAA